UUGAUAUAUCGAAUACACCGACCAUACGACUAGUUGCAUGGAAAUCACUGUAACACAAAAAUAGAAAAACCCGGUAUUAUAAUUCAUAUCUUUCUUACUAGUUAUAUUAUUUGAAUUGUUUCUACUGUAUUGUCCAGCAUUAUGAAGCUUCUUUGCAUUUUAAUAACGAUUACCUUUGUAAACGUUUCGCCGAUAAUGACAGAUGAAUAUGCAAAUACGGUUAGCAAAACAAACAAACACAUUAAAAAGGCUUGGGGUACAAAUCCUGAUGGACUGGAAACUGCAAUUUUAAAUAUUAUUAACGGAAAUAAAAAGUUCGACACUCUUAAUUUGAUGUUAGUUAUACCGGAUAAAGCAAAUUUUAGAUUCACAAUUGAGCAUGACGAGGCAUUUAUUAUAAACUUACCAGAAAAUAUUGCCAUAGCUGAUCAGAAGGCAGUACAAGAAGCCAUAACCCAAGUUACAAAUAUCCCUGUGCCUAAUAACGACCCCAACGAAAAUUAUGAGAAUGAUCGUCACACAUUGACUUGGCUUGGAGAAGAAAGACGAAUAAUAAUGGGAUUUGUUACACUUACGUUACUUGAAGAUGCAAUAGAUAAAGGAACACCAGGAUUCACCAACCUUAAGGAAAUAUGUAUUCUAAUAGGUCUGCUCCGAAGUAUACAAUUCCCAGAUUCGUAUAUAAAAACCGCUCGUGUUGAUCAAGAUGAUAAUGUUUGUAUGUUAACUUCACAAAAUGGCAGAUUCCAUUACAAACCUCAUGACGGCUAUAUUGCUGUGGUAAGGCCAAUGGGUCGUCCUAUUCAUAAUGAAUAUGAGGACGUUUUGGAUGAGUUAAUGACAUGGUUCUCGUAAAAUAGACACUCAAUCAUAGUUAGCUUUUAAAAACUUAAUCACAUCUACUGUUUUUAUUUUACUUCAAUAACAUUUAUAUGUCGCACUUGUAU
Molecule: messenger RNA, 947 nt
Organism: Adelges cooleyi (spruce gall adelgid)
Lineage: Eukaryota; Metazoa; Arthropoda; Insecta; Hemiptera; Adelgidae
Exons: 11
Coding region: 142-855 (237 amino acids)
Source: RefSeq, a predicted model, not a curated record